Nylanderia fulva is the source of this 958-nucleotide messenger RNA. The record is from RefSeq and is a predicted model, not a curated record. Lineage: Eukaryota; Metazoa; Arthropoda; Insecta; Hymenoptera; Formicidae.
UCCAUGUAUUUAUUCAUUAGUUAAUAAUUCAAUAUAUAUAAAUUUUUUAGAGAGAAAUUGAUCGCAAAUCAAUCGAAAGAUAUUGCAAUAUAGAAAUGUCUCACUAUGAAAAGCUAUCUUCGAUACGAAAUGAGUUGGACAGAUAUAAAGAGAAACCUGAAAGAGAACAGCUUUUGGAAGAAACAUGUACUUUCCUGUCGAAAUAUAUUCAAGUUCGAAAAGAUGUACAUGUAUGUUACACGAAUGUAAGUGCAUCAUUGGAUACAAUCGCACAAGAGGUACAGAAUCGUCUCAGGGAGAAGCAUCCGAACCAUUCGAUAUUUUCCACGUCUCGUGAAACUUUUUCCUAUUGGAAAACCAACAAUAUCAGAAAUAAUCAUUGGGACGAAACAGAAAGUACGCAGAUUAUGGAUACACUCCAGGAAUAUAUAUUUGGCACUUUGAAUUUUCGACCAUGUAGCUCCUCAUCCGAAGAUAUCAAAUGUUGGUGUAUAGAUUAUGUUUUACAAAGUAAAUUUGGUCAAGAUAUCAUUGUAUAUACAAUAUUUAAUAGCGUGGCUAGAAGAUUUGGUCUACGUUGCGAUCUAAUAGAUGUUUACACUACAAACUAUAUAUUUUGGAAAUCAACAUUCGUCAUGAAUAAUUUAGAAAAUGCACGUUGUUUUUACAUAAACAACGAGAAUUUCCCAAAUUGUCUUCAUGAUUCUCUACCAAAUUACAAGUUUUGUAAAACACAUCAUUACGUCAUCGAAAUAAGAACUGAAAAGAUGUUGGACAUAAUAAAAAUUUUUGUUGGAAGGUUUAUAAGGGGACAUACAAUAAUCAAUUUAGGAUUAGUCAAAGUGAAUUUGUAAUGCGUAAAAAACAUACGCGCACUAACAUAAUCGCGUAUUAGUAUAUAACAUAUACCAUUGUAAAAAUAAAGAGCAUUGUGAGAUAUUUUCAGAUAACAAUUAUG